AUGAAGGCCUUGAUCCUUGUGCUGACGGUGGCGUCGACGUCCUGGGCCGCGAGUCCGCCAGUGGACGGCUAUGACUACUCGGGCCCCGUAGGGCAGGGGUCGGGGUCGGGCUUCCAGUGGGACGUCAACGACGGCCCCUCCCGCAACUUCUACGGCCACGGCGAGGAAAGGCAGAAUGACGACACGCAGGGAAGGUACUACGUGCAGCUUCCCGACGGACGCCGCCUGGUGGUCGAGUACUUCGUGGACAGCGCCGGCUUCCACCCCACCGUGUCGUUCGAGGGCGAGAUCACGGCCGGAGGCCAGGGCCAGUAUGGCCAGGGACAGGGCGGAGGCGGAGGCGGAGGAGCAGGAGGACAGGGAGGAGGCGGUCAGUACGGAGGUCAGGGCGGAGGCUCCGGAGGGUUCGGCCAAGGUCAAGGGUCAGGCUUCUCGGGCUCGGGGGCUGGGUCGAAGCCGUCCCUGGCCUACGGGACGCCCUCCAAGUAA
Penaeus indicus is the source of this 489-nucleotide messenger RNA. RefSeq lists its product as uncharacterized. Gene Ontology annotation, cellular component: extracellular matrix. The transcript is spliced from 4 exons. NCBI's taxonomy places the organism in Eukaryota, Metazoa, Arthropoda, Malacostraca, Decapoda, Penaeidae. The coding region runs from base 1 to 489 and encodes 162 amino acids. The record is from RefSeq and is a predicted model, not a curated record.